This is a messenger RNA of Pelagomonas calceolata, 1071 nucleotides long. The record is from the annotation of a GenBank genome assembly. Lineage: Eukaryota; Pelagophyceae; Pelagomonadales; Pelagomonadaceae.
CGUUCACUUGCUGCGCGAGACUUUACGCGCCUAAAACACCAUCAAUCGACGAUGGGGCAGCCCACAACCGCCGGAACAGCGUCUGACUGUCCAGUCGACACUGCCUUAGGAGCCGCUUCAGGCGAAGGCACCGCGCCCAUCACGCCAGGGCGCAUCACACCACACUGUGACGACGACAGCGCCUCAGCGGCGGUGGUCGACGUCGCCACAACGGGCCCCGGCCUCAAGCUCCAAUGGGUGCGCAGACGCGCGAGCUUGGAAGGCUGCAAAUUGACAUUAGAUAGCCUCGAUAGCCUCGACCUCGAAGGCGCGCGGUGCACGCCGCGCGGCGACGGCGGGCUGCGGCUACGGCUGCGCGGCGGGCGGCGCGUCCUGAUACGGUCGCCCCGGAAGGACGAACCAACUUCGGAGCCGACCGCCGAGCCUACUCAGGAGCUGACUGACGAUGCGAAGCUCCUCGACGCAGUCGCCGGGGCCUGCGCGCCGCCGACGGUCGAGGAUUUGGUUGCUGCCUGCCGCGAGGCGGCGCCGACGGGGCCGGCGGAGCCGCCGCAGCGCCUGCUGCUCACCGACGACGCCAGCGACGGCGAGGAAGCCGGCGCGGACGACGCCGGCGCGGACGUCUGCCCCGUCUGCCUUGAAGCAUUGUGGCGGCGGCCCGUCGCGUUCUUCGCGGACGCGGGCCGCGGCCGCGCGUGCCCGCACUUUUUGCAUGCCACGUGCGCCGCGCAGAUCGCGCGCCACUCGGACCGGUGCCCCACGUGCCGCGCGCCGUUCGCGCGGCCGCGGGCCAUGCCGCCCUUGGACUACGCGGACCUCGCCUGGGUCUCGACGCUCUGCGACGGGGACGGCGGCGUCCGCCGGCGCGACGCGUGCGCCGCGCUCGCGGCGCAGUUCCCGUUCGACCGCGCGGCCGUCGAAGUCGAUUUGCCCUGGGACGCGUGGGGCGGCGACGUCCUCGACGCGGCGAAGCUCUGCGACGUCCGCACGGGCCUGAAGGCGGCGCUGCUCGGCCCUUUGAAGUCCUGAACCCGUGUGUAAGAGAUACUGUAACAACAACGAUUAAUUGGG